UCAUAAUAACCACAUGUUUUGGUUUUCAAUUAUCUAUUAGGUAUAAUCACUAGUGUUAAGAGCGCAGUACAGUGGUGAUUGGUGAAGUGAAUAGCGGGGAGAUGCAGAAGGGCAACUAUCAAACCGAUGCGUUCAUUGGUGCCGAAGGGAAGCAGCAGAAGCAUGACAUGUCUAUGCCUUACCCAUUCACUCACUCAAACCCAUAGCCAUAACCUACUGGCUACUACCUUCUCUUCUUCUCUCUAUAAUAGUAACAACCGUAACCCCCUCUUUCAAUUAUUCUCCGGUAUUCUCCGGCCUCGAAUUCGAGCAUUUUCCACCGACUUCAGGAGCGCCCCCACACCAACUGCUUCUUCUUCUGCCUUUGCCCAAAGCAUGGCGAAUUUCGACGCUGAUUCCGUCACUUACCUUAAGCAGCGAGAUGCCGCGGAGAUCGACGAGACACUCAUGGGACCACUUGGCUUCAGCGUUGACCAGCUCAUGGAGUUGGCUGGUUUGAGUGUCGCCACUUCCAUUUCUGAGGUUUACAAACCGAGUGAGUAUAGUCGUGUUCUUACUAUAUGUGGUCCCGGUAACAAUGGUGGUGACGGUCUCGUAGCUGCUCGGCACCUGCAUCACUUCGGUUAUAAGCCAUUUGUCUGUUACCCAAAGCGUACCCCCAAGCCUCUAUAUGCUGGGUUAGUUACUCAGCUUGAAGCACUGUCAAUCCCAUUCUUCUCAGUGGAAGAACUACCAUCAGAUCUUUCAAAUGGUUUUGACGUUGUCAUAGAUGCAAUGUUUGGAUUCUCAUUUCAUGGUUCUCCAAGGCCUCCUUUUGAUGAUUUGAUCCAGAGACUUGUCUCUUUACAUAAUAAUAAUAAUCAAAUUGGCCAAAAAAGAUCAGUUAUAGUCUCUGUAGAUAUUCCCUCUGGGUGGCAUGUUGAAGAGGGAGAUGUUGAUGGUACAGGCAUUAAACCUGAUAUGUUGGUUUCUUUGACAGCCCCAAAAUUAGGUGCAAAGAAGUUUGGUGGUCCUCACCACUUUCUAGGAGGUAGAUUUGUCCCACCUGCUAUUGCAGAAAAAUAUAAGCUUAUACUUCCACCAUAUCCUGGAACUUCCAUGUGUGUUCGAAUUGGAAAGCCUCCACGUAUUGAUAUCUCAGCUCUAAGAGAGAACUAUAUCUCUCCAGAAUUUCUUGAAGAGCAGGUGGAGGCUGACCCUUUUAAUCAGUUUCAUAAAUGGUUUAAUGAUGCAUUGGCUGCUGGUUUGAAGGAACCAAAUGCUAUGUCCUUGUCAACUGUAGGGAAGGACGGAAAACCCUCAUCAAGAAUGGUAUUGCUAAAAGGCUUGGAUAAGGAAGGAUUUGUGUGGUACACAAACUAUGAAAGUCAAAAGGCACGUGAAUUAUCUGAAAAUCCACGUGCAUCACUUCUUUUUUACUGGGAUGGUUUAAACCGGCAGGUACGGGUGGAAGGGCCUGUUCAGAAAGUCUCUGAUGAGGAAUCAGAACAGUAUUUCCAUAGCCGCCCUAGAGGUAGUCAGAUUGGAGCAAUAGUCAGCAAGCAGAGUACUGUAGUGCCGGGUAGGCAUGUUCUUUAUCAGGAGUACAAAGAGCUGGAAGAAAAAUACUCUGAUGGAAGUUUAAUCCCUAAACCUAAGAACUGGGGUGGAUAUAGGCUAACACCACAACUUUUCGAGUUUUGGCAAGGGCAGAAAUCUCGCUUGCAUGACAGGUUGCAAUAUACUCCCCAUGAGAUCAAUGGACAACGGCUGUGGAAGGUUGACCGGUUGGCUCCUUGAUCAUUUUUUCUUCUAUUCAGUAUCUCAACUUGUGAAAAAUAAGGGAAAUAAACUUGUUUCUAAAGCUCAGCCUUUUUUUUUCUUUCGACAUAUUGAAUUGUGCUGUGUCUAUAUUUAUAUUACUUGUAUUUUAUUUUUUUACUUGGCAUUCUAAGUAGACUUGAUCGCAGGCCUACAUUCUAAGUAAACUUUUCCAGAACGAUGAGCUUUCGCCCGCCGAAAAUUUGUAAAAUUGAGAUCCGGGUCUAAUUUUAAGUUAAUGAAAAGACAAACCAAUGAUGUUGAAAAAAGACA
This is a messenger RNA of Glycine soja, 2073 nucleotides long. RefSeq names its product pyridoxine/pyridoxamine 5'-phosphate oxidase 1, chloroplastic-like. The transcript has 14 exons. Gene Ontology annotation, cellular component: mitochondrion. The coding region runs from base 127 to 1779 and encodes 550 amino acids. Gene Ontology annotation, molecular function: pyridoxamine phosphate oxidase activity; FMN binding; NAD(P)HX epimerase activity. The record is from RefSeq and is a predicted model, not a curated record. Lineage: Eukaryota; Viridiplantae; Streptophyta; Magnoliopsida; Fabales; Fabaceae. Gene Ontology annotation, biological process: pyridoxine biosynthetic process.